Molecule: messenger RNA, 567 nt
Organism: Rotaria socialis
Lineage: Eukaryota; Metazoa; Rotifera; Eurotatoria; Philodinida; Philodinidae
Source: the annotation of a GenBank genome assembly
AUGAACCGACGACGACAACAGCUCCUAACUGCACAACCUUCAAUAAAAUCGAUACGUCGUUCUCGAGCUGCCUUAAUUCAAUUAAGAGCUCUUCUUGAUGAUCCUCCCGUGGCCUUACCUACACGUGUACGACGAGCUGAUAAUUCUUCAUCAACUGAGAAAAAAUUAACUAUUGAAGAAGUUGCCAAAAUGCUCAAUACUCAGCCAUUUAUCAUCGAAAGAAUUAUAAAUGCAUUGAAUCGUUUUUCAAAAACUAAUGAAUUUCAAUCAUUAAGUCAAAUUCACGUCCAUAAAAUGACUCGAAUAUUAACCAGCACAAUGGAGGUUCGUUCAUUACUAUUUUUUGCUAUAAUGGAUGAAGAACAAGAUGAUUUCGUCACAACAGAAGGUUUUGUGGAAUUCUUUGAAAGUUAUUUGAAAGGUAUUCGAUCAUUCAAUCAUGCUUUGAUACCGGAAUAUGUGAGAGCACUUGUAAAAAAAUUUCAUCUUCAACACCAAUCUGAAAUCGAUUUCGAUGACUUCUAUUCGAUUGUAUGUCAAGAUCCUACGCUAUUAGAAUCUUUGUGA